AUACGUGUGUCUGUACGUGACAUGAACUGCUUUGUUUAUCCUUUCAGUGAGAAAAUCUGUGUUUUGAUUUCCAGGCGAUUCUUCAUUCUAAAGUCUGAAGCAUCAAACGGCUAUCCACUGACCCAGGGGAAAAAAAUCGCUCCUUUAAGCUCGAAGACGAUAAAGAUGGGAUUUUUAUUGACGAUCAGAGGUGAUUCCAUGGUGAAAGCAGUGAUGAUUGCGGUAUUAUGUGUUUUUGCGACGUGGGUUGCGCCAAUAAAUUGCGCUGGUAGAGGAAGAAUCCCUAGAAAUUCUUCUUCUUCUUCCCUUUCAUUUCCGCGGAGGCCAAGAGUUGUGAAUGUUGGAGCUCUCUUCACGUACGAUUCUUUCAUUGGAAGAGCUGCUAAGCCUGCUUUAAUGGCGGCCGUGGAUGAUGUUAAUGCCGACCAGACACUUCUUAACGGAUCGAAGCUUAACCUCAUCUUCCACGACACGGACUGCAGCGGAUUUGUCGGCACCAUGGGAGCCUUGCAGCUGAUGGAAACAGAGGUGGUUGCAGCCAUUGGUCCGCAAUCUUCUGGAAUUGCUCACAUAAUCUCCCACAUUUGUAAAGAGCUCAACGUACCCAUCUUGUCGUUUGCAGCCACUGACCCAACUCUCUCCUCUUUCCAGUUCCCUUAUUUCCUUCGGACCACGCAGAAUGACUACUUCCAGAUGUAUGGGAUCGCCGACUUUGUAUCCUACUUCGGAUGGAGAGAAGUUGUGGCCAUCUUUGUGGACGAUGAGUAUGGUCGGAACGGGAUAUCUGUUCUUGGUGAUGCCUUGGCCCAGAAACGGGCCAAGAUCUCUUACAAGGCUGCAUUCACUCCCGGGGCAGAUAAAGACACCAUAAACGAUGUCCUGGUCUCGGUUAAUCUGGUGGAAUCUCGUGUCUACGUUGUCCAUGUGAACCCUGACUCAGGUUUAAACGUAUUUUCGUCUGCAAAGUCUCUUGGAAUGAUGGGCAGUGGCUAUGUCUGGAUUACCACGGAUUGGCUUCCGACAGUUUUGGAUUCCAUGGAGCUUGUCGAUGCUGACACGAUGGAUCUCUUGCAAGGAGUGGUUGCUUUUCGCCAUUACACGCCAGAGAGUGAUAGGAAAUCGAGGUUUAAGACAAGGUGGAAGAGUUCAGUAGAUGGCGGCGGCUUCAAUUCUUAUGCAUUAUACGCUUAUGAUUCCAUCUGGCUGGUUGCUCAAGCUCUCGAGGUUUUCUUCAGCCAUGGAAACUCCGCGAGUUUCUCCAAUGAUCCGAAUCUGCGCCAAACAAACAGCAGCAGCACCCUCGAGUUAUCGAGGCUAAAUGUUUUCAACGAAGGAGAGAGGUUUCUACAGAUGAUCCUCGGGAUGAAUUUCACAGGUCUAACCGGGCAAAUCCAGUUCGAUUCAGACAGGAAUCGGGUCCAACCUGCUUAUGAUGUCUUAAACAUAGAAGGGACAGGUCCACGCAGAGUCGGGUACUGGUCAAACCAUUCGGGUUUCUCAGUCGAGCCUCCAGAGACAUUGUACUAUAAACUUCUGAACACUUCUGCAGUAAACCAACGCCUUUACGGGAUCAUAUGGCCAGGUGAAGUAACACAGACUCCUCGAGGAUGGGUGUUCCCGAACAACAGGAAGCCACUUCGGAUCGUGGUUCCUAACCGUGUCAGUUACAAAGACUUUGUUUCCCAGGACAAGAACCCACCUGGUGUUAGGGGUUAUUGCAUCGACGUGUUUGAAGCUGCCAUUGCAUUGCUUCCGUAUCCUGUUCCACAUACGUAUAUUCUGUACGGAGAUGGAAAGAGGAAUCCUUCGUACGAUGAUCUUGUCUAUGAGGUUUCUGCAAAUAAAUUUGAUGCAGCGGUUGGGGACAUAACCAUCGUUACAAACAGGACAAAGGUCGUGGAUUUCACACAACCAUUUAGGGAGUCAGGGCUGGUGGUGGUGGCUCCGGUCAAGGAGGCGAAGUCCAGUCCAUGGUCGUUUCUAAAGCCGUUCACGCUAGAGAUGUGGAUUGUCACUGGCGUCUUCUUUCUCUUCGUCGGAGCCAUCGUCUGGAUUCUCGAGCACCGUUUCAACCAAGAAUUCCGUGGCCCUCCCAGACGACAACUCAUCACCAUCUUCUGGUUUAGCUUCUCAACAAUGUUCUUCUCUCACAGAGAGAAUACUGUCAGCACGUCGGGGAGGUUGGUGCUGAUCAUAUGGCUGUUUGUAGUUCUGAUCAUCAACUCGAGCUACACGGCAAGUCUCACUUCGAUCCUCACUGUACAACAGUUGACAUCCCGGAUCAGAGGAAUAGACACCCUGAUAACGAACAACGAGCCCAUCGGUGUUCAAGAUGGGUCGUUCGCCUGGAAAUACCUUAUCAAUGAGCUUAACAUAUCGCCAUCGAGGCUUGUCUCGCUCAGGGACCAAGAAGAGUAUCUCUCUGCUCUUCAACGUGGUCCCAGAGGCGGUGGUGUGGCUGCCAUUGUUGAUGAGCUUCCUUACAUCGAGCUCUUCUUGUCCAACGCCAACUGCAAGUUUCGCACGGUUGGACAAGAAUUCACCCGCACUGGCUGGGGAUUCGCAUUCCAGAGAGAUUCUCCUCUAGCGGUGGACAUGUCGACUGCAAUCCUGCAGCUAUCAGAAGAAGGGGAGAUUCAGAAAAUCCAUAACAAAUGGCUUACCCACAAGGACGAAUGCUCCAUGCAGAUCUCAGAUGCCGAGGAUACUCAGCUCUCGCUGAAAAGCUUCUGGGGGCUCUUCCUUAUCUGUGGCAUCGUUUGCUUCCUAGCCCUCACUGUCUUCUCCUGUAAAAUCUUCUGCCAGUACCGAAGGUUAAGGCAUGAAGGUGGCGUUGAGGGAAGGGCGGGUGACGAGCCCGAGCCUUCUGGUUCAAGGAGAGGUUUACGGGCAACGAGUUUCAAGGAUUUGAUCAAGAUUGUGGAUAAGAGGGAAGCAGAUGUCAAGGAGAUACUUAGGCAGAAAAGUAGCAAGAAACUCAAAGCUAGCCAGAGUUCAGAUGGGCAUUCUCACUCGAAAAGCUCAGAAACUACUCCCUAAACAAAUAGAUAUAUCCUAAGAUUUUGUAAAAGAAAUAGCUGAGGGAAGAAGAUCCAUAACUCAGUGAUGAAAAUACUUUCUACAAUGCAAGUUCAUUUUUUCUGUAUUCGGGGCUCAUAUUUCAGAGAAAAAGAAGCACACUGACCAUGACAACAGAAUCAGUCAUGGAAUUCUGGGUAUCGGUUUAUUGCAUUGUGUCCUUUAUUGAAAAACAUUAUGGCUGCUACAUGUUAAGGGAAAUGCAUAAAAUGAAAGACUU
Molecule: messenger RNA, 3298 nt
Organism: Tarenaya hassleriana
Lineage: Eukaryota; Viridiplantae; Streptophyta; Magnoliopsida; Brassicales; Cleomaceae
Product: glutamate receptor 3.4
Exons: 7
Coding region: 22-3039 (1005 amino acids)
Cellular component (GO): plasma membrane
Molecular function (GO): glutamate-gated receptor activity
Source: RefSeq, a predicted model, not a curated record